This is a messenger RNA of Bactrocera neohumeralis, 2413 nucleotides long. RefSeq lists its product as uncharacterized. Gene Ontology annotation, molecular function: DNA binding. The record is from RefSeq and is a predicted model, not a curated record. Lineage: Eukaryota; Metazoa; Arthropoda; Insecta; Diptera; Tephritidae. The coding region runs from base 114 to 2216 and encodes 700 amino acids. The transcript is spliced from 7 exons.
CGAUUUAAUUGUCGAUAUUAAUAUCGUUGGUAAUAUAAUAAUUUUCUGUUUUGCUAAAGAUAAGUUUUGCUCUGUUAUUCAAAAGAAAUUAUUGUAAUUGAUUAUACAUUAAUAUGAGUGAUCCGCUGCAAAAAUCUGGGAGAAUGACUGUUGUCUCGCAAGAGCUAUCAGAUCUUAAGUUUGUAAAACUUCACAGCCCCAAGAUGAAGAGUGUCUAUUGGCAGCAUUUUGGAUUUCCUACUAAUGAACAUGAUCGCAUCAUCACAAAACAAAACGUUGUUUGCACAUUAUGCCACAAAGUUUUAACGAACCAUGGCAAUACAACGAAUUUGCGCGCACAUUUACAACACCGUCAUAAGGAUAUUUUUCAAAAAAUUUGUAUUGAAAAUGGUAUACGAAUUCCACCACGUCGUCCACUCACAAAAGCUGGCAACGGUGGUACAGGUCCCGGUCGAAUGGCCGUAAAACGUGAUCCUCUUCGACAGAAAGUUAAAAUGGAAUGUAGGGACACCAUUCAGGACACUUCAAACACAGGAAGCUUACAAGGAGAAGAACCAUCAAUGCUCUAUGAGACAAUGGUCCCUAUGACAUACGAAGACGAUGACGUUAUUGAUAACGAUCAUUUUGUCAAAGUUGAAGUUUCAGGUUCAGGUAAUGGGUUAAAACCAAAGAGUAACAUAACUGAACAUAAUACCAUGGAAGUAAUAACUAUGAAUGCAAAGUAUACUUCCGGGCCUAACUAUCGGUCGGAAAUGGGAGAGAUGGUUAAUCAAUAUCAAUUACAAGAUGCAUUGGUAAAUAUGGUCAUUAACGAUGUUCGCAAUGUGGAUACAUUAUAUGACCAGGGUAUGUCUAUAUUUAUACGCACACUCUGCGGCAACGUGGAAUUACCAUCUGAUAAAAAGAUUGAAGAGCUUAUUCGAGAAUUGCAUAGCGACAAACUAACAACACUUUCAAAUCAAAUUAAAAUGCACUCACAAAUUAAGCCAUAUUCAUUGGGCUUUGAAAUUUGGAAAAAUGUUGAAAACAAACACUUCAUGUCCAUAUAUUUCAACUAUACCACAGAUGCACCAGAAUACAAUCUAUUAAACCAAUUAUAUUGUACAGUGGAAUAUAACAAGUUCACGUCUAUAGAUGAAAUAUUUGAAGAAUUCAAUUUGGAAAAUUGUGCAGCAGCUAUUGUGAGCUAUGAAUAUGAUGACUAUCUUAAACACUUUUUGAAAAGCAAAAAUAUUCCCAUUAUAUUAUCCUACGAUGUAACUGUGGACAAGUGUUUAAAAUUGGUAUUUUCUUUGCCCGAUGUUAUUUCAAUAAUUGAUCAAGUUAAAGAAAUGAUAAUGCGCUAUGGAUCAGAGAUUAGCUCAAAGGAUGUAGACAUUCCUACAAUAAAUGAUGAAUUCCCUUGGACAUUUUAUGAACUUUUGAAGUUUUUUUCUGAGACUGUAUCAUGGCCUGAAGACGUAGACAUAUUGGUUGCAUCGUCAAAAGUCAUUGUGGAUACGUUAAAUAUAUUGGCCAUAACUUUGGAUACACUAAAAGGUGAGGAAAUUCCUCACAGUAGUAUGUUGUCACCCAUCACAUCAAAAAUAGUAAAUAAGAAAUUGGCUUUGGGCGAUACUGAUGACGAAUUGGUGGCAAACAUAAAAACAACAAUUAGUAGUGAGCUUCAAAAUGUAGUAAUUGCUGAUCACCAUUUGACUAUUGCGGCUUUGCUUGAUCCACGUUUUCAUCGAUUAACGACUGUUAAAAAUCUAGGGAAAUGUAUUCAGAUCUUAACCAGUAAAUACAAUCAAAUGCAUCAACAAGAUGUUGGCACCAUAGCAAUGACUAAAGAUACAAUAGAACAUAAACCAGCAACUUCUACUUCUAGAAAAUCAAAUUUGGAGAUAUUUUUCGAUAUUCAAGACGAACCUGCUCCGAUAUCUGUGCCGCAAGAAGAUUGCAACAUAGAAAACGAUCUGAAGCGUUACAGAACAGAAGUUUACGUAAAUUUAGAUGAAUCGCCGUUUUCAUGGUGGAAUAAAUUAGGACAUGUGUAUGGAAGCUUAAAACGUUUGGCACCCAUAUACCAGUGCAUGCCGUGUGUUGUGAACAUGAAUUUUAAGAAGCCUGUAAAACAGCAAAUUUAUGAACAGCAUAAAAGGUUUAUGCUUACUGGCACUUUAAUCGAUGCCAUACUUUUCCUUCAUAAUAAUAACGACAACAAAUUUGAUUAGAUUCAACAAGCAAGGAAUAAUUGUUAACUAUCUCUUAUUACAUAUAAUCCACAAUAAAAAAAUGCAGUUCAUAAGUUUGUAAAUGGGCAAUUUGUCCUAAAUAUAAGUAGAGUAGAGUAUAUAGGUAUGUAAAUGUACUAUAUACUUAUAUGUUCAAAAAAUAAAAAAAAUUUACAAAAUGAAUAUAUAAAGUCUAA